AUGGGUUCUGAAAACACAGCAAUUUCUAACGAUGUAGAAGAUACAACUACUUUUCCUACACUAGAAACAUUGAAGCACGUUUCUAAUUCAGAAAAUAUCAAUAUACAAUCCACCACACCUUUGUCGCUGACUUUAAAUAGCACAUCGACUCGUGAUCUUUUUAGUGAUACUGAAAGUGUUACAAGCACUACUUCGACAUCUUCUUCUAGAUUGAAAAAAUAUUUUUGUGACUAUGAUGGUUGUGAUAAAAGCUUUACAAGACCUUCGUUGUUAACUCAUCAUCAACAGACUGCACAUCAGGGAUUGCGUCCCUUUCCCUGCAAUCAAUGUGAUAAAAAUUUUACAAGAAAAUCCCAUUUGGAGAGACAUCUUAUCUCCCAUUUGAAUGACAAAGAUAAACCCUUCCAUUGCUCUGUUUGUUCAAAGGGGUGUGCUACCAGACAACAGCUGAAGAGGCACGAAGUAACUCACACUAAAUCCUUCAAGUGUCCCUAUGAAGGUUGUAUAGAAGCCUUUUAUAAACAUCCACAACUAAGAUCACACAUUCUAUCGUUCCACCUGAACCAAUUGAAAUGUAACAUUUGUGAAAAAAGCUUCCAAAGACCGUACAGGUUAAGACAUCACAUGGAAAAACAUCAUAAUCCAAACAAUUUAAAUCCGUAUUCUUGUAAUUUCUCAUCAUGUUCUCAAUCUUUUAAAACAUGGACCGCUUUGCAAUGUCAUAUUAAAAAUGAUCAUCCUAAAUUGGAAUGUCCUAUAUGUAAUAGACAUCUUGUUGGUGAGGACGGUUUGAAGAUGCAUAUGAAAAUUCAUGAUGAUUCUAUUAUUAUGAGGAAAAAUUGGUCAUGUCCUUUGUGUAAAAUUAAUUUCAUUAAAAAAGUCGAUUUAAUUGAACAUUAUAGGUCGGAACAUUCCGAUAUACCCUUUAGUUUCACCAAUAAGGAACCAGAAACUGAUGAGAUUGGACAAAAUAAGAGACCUGUACAUAAAUCAAUUCCUAAUUUAGAUUAUGAACCGAAUAAUAUUCAAAAUCAAAUUAAUUUAGAGAAUUAUUUGAAACAGAAAAACAAUUCAGGGAUCAAAUUACUAUUGAAUACAGUGGGUAGGAAAUUCAAAUGCACAUUUCAGGGAUGUCAGAGAACGUUUAAGACUCAAGAGAAAUUUGAUAUGCAUAUAAAUAAGCAUAAAAUUCAUCAGUUGAAAUUGCUUGUUUUGGAGGAAAAGGAGGCGAGACUGAAACAAAAUGAUGUGACGUAG
Molecule: messenger RNA, 1257 nt
Organism: Arxiozyma heterogenica
Lineage: Eukaryota; Fungi; Ascomycota; Saccharomycetes; Saccharomycetales; Saccharomycetaceae
Gene: PZF1
Product: Pzf1p
Exons: 1
Coding region: 1-1257 (418 amino acids)
Biological process (GO): regulation of transcription by RNA polymerase II
Cellular component (GO): nucleus
Source: RefSeq, a predicted model, not a curated record